AUGUCGCAGGAUGUUCAGCUUGCUCAACAGGUGCCUCCUCCACCACCUCCUUCUCCUCCUAUAGCGAUUAAUUGUCUUCCCAGCUCACGACCGCCUUCAACUAAAAGCUUUCAUUCUCUGGCAUCAUCUGCGAAUUCAGUAACUUCGCGAGCUCACGUUCAAUUGGCUUCUUUGUCAGUCAAAGAUCGGCCUCUGGAUCAGAUUUUGACAAAACCUUAUGGCGACGUAAAACCCGAUGAUGAAAGUUCUCUAAGCAUUCAAGUCGACUCAACCUCUCUAAAGGAUACAACCCGAAACCUCGAUCGAUUAAGUAUUCAACAACCUUGGGUUCCUUCUCCUAUCGAGUCAAAUGUCAGUGUUAUUAGUGGUAAUGGUUCGAUCGGAUCUGGUUCGCCAUCGGUCUCUGGUUCUUUAAAUGGUGAAUCUGUACCUGCUAUUGUGGCUGCUAAUGAAAAACUCACUGUUUCACCAACCCCGUUUUCGGGUUCCGUAAUUACUUCGUCCGCGGUGAUGUUCCCUCCUUCCAUUCAGUCAUAUUACACGUCUGCAGCAUCUCGCGAUCGUGUAUCUAAUCUCAAGGGCAGGACUGGGUCCAUGUCUUCUUCAUCUGAUAGUGAUAGAUCGAGAAUAGCGACUGAUAUUCACCGCUCCAAUUCCAAUGCUAGCAGUAAUGCCGCUACUUCUAAUAACAACAACAAUAAUAAUAACUACAACCCGAACGGGGGUUCGGGUAUUAAUUUCAGUUCCAAUGUAGGCACUGUGAAUCAUCGAAACUCACAGUUUUCACUCUCACAUGCCUCACCUCAGUCACAAUCGCAGUCGCAAUCGCAAUUACAAUCUCAAUCCCAGUUACAAUUACCAUCCCAGUCACAGCUGUCGAUUCCUGGGCAAUCCGUAUUGUCCCCUACGCUUUCUGCUACGAACGUCCCCGGUCAAAUCGAAGAAGAGGCAUCAAAUUCAUCUAUUAUCAGCAAUGUCAAGCCUGCGAAUGUGUCUGUAUCGGGAGCUUCGCUGUCAGCAUCUGCCUCUGUGUUGAAUGGCAAUGGCAAUGGUGCCAAUGCUGCUUCGUUCUUCUUCGACGUGGCUGCUCCACCAUUGGCUUUUUAUCUACACACUCCACGUCUAUUUGGCAGUGAUCCCCCAUACAUCUCUGGUCACAGCUGUACGCUUGUUAAUAACAAGUUAUUUAUUUUCGGAGGACGAACACCUAGCGGUCAUUCUAAUAAGCUGUAUGUUUUCAACUGCAUUACCAAUCUACUGUCUUGCCCUCCUAUCUAUGGUCAGGUGCCGCCCCCUUCACGAGACUUUUCUGCUACUUUGGCUGAUGACUACCAUAUUUAUUAUUUUGGCGGCCAAGACGAAACGAGGUUUUACAACUCGUUAUAUGUACUGGAUGUGAGGUCGUUCCGAUUCACCAAGUUGUCUCCGGAAGGUGCCAAGUUACCUGAACCUAGGGCUGGCCACUCGUGUACACUACGAAAAUCAAGCAAGCAUUUCGAUGAUGUUGGAACAAUUGGAUCAACUGCUUCUAUGAACAGCUUCAAGAAGCCUAUUGUUACAUCUACCCUGUACAUUUUUGGUGGGGCAUCUAGUUCUGAUGAGAGUUUCAACGAUCUUUGGAAAUUGACGAUAUCUCAAGGUGAUCCGUAUAACGUUAGCUUCAGCGAGGUGGAGCGCAAAGAGAAUUGGCCGUCUCCUAGAGUGAACCAUACUGCGCAUACGUAUAAAGAUUCGAUGCUCGUUUAUGGAGGAAAUGACCCGACGAAUCGGGUUUUCAAAACGCUGUGGCUGUUUGAUUUUGCGAGUGAGAAAUGGAACACCCUGGCUGAUAGCUCGCGACCGCGAACUCUUCAUAUGUCAGACCUGGUGGAUGGUCAACUAAUAGUGGUUGGUGGCCACGAUGGAGAAAAGUGUAUUGUGUUCGUGGAUAUCUACAACCUUAAGACCGGAAGUUGGCACUCACGUUUAUGCAAUGGAAUGCAGUCAUCUGGCCAGUGCUUCCACAAGGGUAGUUAUUAUGACUCGCGGAUGUUUAUUGUUGGCGGUCUUGACCCUGUUAAUAUUGUAUCUGGGCUGCGAGUUAUUGAAAUGCCCAAUAUCAAGCUAUAA
Molecule: messenger RNA, 2109 nt
Organism: Sugiyamaella lignohabitans
Lineage: Eukaryota; Fungi; Ascomycota; Dipodascomycetes; Dipodascales; Trichomonascaceae
Gene: KEL2
Product: Kel2p
Exons: 1
Coding region: 1-2109 (702 amino acids)
Molecular function (GO): protein binding
Source: RefSeq, a predicted model, not a curated record